Messenger RNA from Callithrix jacchus (white-tufted-ear marmoset), 2268 nucleotides. RefSeq lists its product as uncharacterized. Lineage: Eukaryota; Metazoa; Chordata; Mammalia; Primates; Cebidae. The record is from RefSeq and is a predicted model, not a curated record.
AGUGCUGGAAUUAUAGUCGUGAGCCACGGCACCCGGUCCAUCCUCAAAUUUAGAUGUGAGGCGAUGUCCUGGCCUCAAUCCCUCAUGGAUACCAAAGGACGAGUACUGUAUUCCUAGCAUGAAUCCAGUAUCAAGCAGAUGAAUUGUGCUCCUUGAAGCUCAGGUGAUGACAGAGUUGCAGGAACCCAGGAUGGACGGCAGGUGCUGGAAAAGAGGAGGAAAUCCCAGGAGGCUAGAGACAGCCCAGGCCUCUGCUGCACCCGAGGCUGCAGAAAGAACUCAGGGCUGGAGAGGGAGCCAGAGGGUGAGGGUCCUUCCAGGGGAAGGAUGGGUGGGAGUAUCCACAGCCCGUGACUUAUCAGUGUCCCAUCAGGACCAGGUCAAACCCCAGCGGAAUUCUCCAAGACAGCUUUUCUCUCACUCCCACCCUGAUCUCAAGUCCUCAUGUGGGGGGCGGGGGUGGGUGUCAGGCCUGCCAUCAGAGGAGAAGGCUGCUGUGGCUAGUAAAACUGAGGGCCAGGCUGGAUGCUGGUCGUUUUCAAAGACUAAGGGGGAGGGCAAAGAGCUGAAGGGGCUCUCAGGACUGUCCAAGUAACAGACCAAGCCCCUCACAUAGGUUUUUUUUUCUCUAGUGACCCCAUUCUGCCCCAUGGAUGUCACUUGCUUUUUGUCUUUGUCUUUUUUUUCUUUUUUGGAGCUUUUGGAAAGGAGGAGCAAGGGAGGGAGGUGGGAAGAGACUUUUUUUUUUUCUUCACAUGAGCCCUCAGAAUUACAGUUCACAAACUAUUCAGUAAACUGACCGGCCUCAACCUCCCCUUCAACGGCCUAAUCUAAGGGGUGGAUCUAUGUGUUUUGUUGCUUGUCAGAAACAAUCGCUGCGCGGCCCAUUACAUUUACAGCACGUCGCCCUUUAAUUGGUGUAACACGCUGAGGCCUGAAAGGAGGAGAGGCCCACAAAGGCGCCCGUGAAUGAGCCUUGACUCACACAAAAACACUCUGCAGAAGUUCAGAGCUGGCCACUAACAAGGAGGUAGGGAGUUAGUUUGAAAAGAGGGUGAAGUUCAGAAAUGUGUCACCUUGAGGAGCCUCCCAUCAAAGCAAUGGUCGCAUUGACAAGCUGCAAAGAAAAAAAGUUAAACCUUCAGGGCUGCGGACUCGCCUGCUGGAUUUAUUCUUAAACUUGAGGAGGGGGGAAGGAGAGGGAGAGUCUUUUUCUUCUCCUCUUCUCCACCCUUGUUUCUCUGCUCCCGCCCCCCCCCCCCAUUUACUUCAGAGAGCCUUAAAGAAGUCAGGGGGAAGAAACGUACCUCCCACCCCCCUGCUAAGAUGCACUAUUUAAAAAAUAAAUGUAUAAAAAGUCAGGCUGAAUGCGGCUGCCUGAGGCUGCUGCUGCUGCUGCUUUCGGCCUCUGUGGGAACAGCGAUUUGUCCCUGCCCUCUAGUGUGUCCCUUGCUCAUCUUGCGAGGCGACUCCCCCGGCCGAGGGGCGUUGCGGCCUAGGCCAGGGUGCCGGGCGGGCCUGGAGACCUUGUCCCCGGAGGCUGCCAGGGCCAGGGCGUGCGUCCAGGGUCCGUGUGGCCGAGGGGACCAGGACGCGCCAUUCGGAAGCAUUUGGGAGAAGGGAUCCGCCCCUGCGCCAGUCGAGCUCAGUGGAGUCUUGCGUGUGGGGGUCCCGCACCAUCCCAGGAAGGACUCAGUUUUCCCUCCUCCUGCCUGUAACACUGGGAAGACACGACCCCAGCCCAUGCUUCGGUUCCAGUUGCAAAAUGAGGCGUUUUUAAAAGAAGACACCUGCGUGCCCGGGGUAAAGGUGGGGGACUGGGUCGCACCUCCCAUUCCCCGGACUUCCACGGUGAUGGGCUCUACCCUUCUCGCACACCUUCCUCGCUCCAGACGCCCUGAAUCUCCCCCGCGCUGGUGGUGCUGCGGUCGACCUCCCUGGGCCCCCUUCCCGCACCCUGCCCCUCGCCUUCCUCGGUGGGGGGUGCCCCGCCACACCUGCGCCGGGGUGGGCACCUCCGCGUCUCCAGCCCCGUGCGUGCCCCGGCGCCCUAGCCGCCCUCCUCCGCUCGCCCCCUCCCCGCCUUUGUCCCGCGACCGGACCCCCACCCCUCGCGCUGCUCCUGUGAACCGGCUGCCCCGUGCGAAGGCGGGGGCACUUUUCAAUGCAGCGCCGCAGCUCCUUCCAGAUUUGUAAUCCGCCAAAAAAGCCGCUGAUUGCCGCAAUCGUUACUUUUCAUUAAAAAAACUUAGAAGCAAUUUGGGAGAA